AUGGACUCGUCAAGAGCUUCGUCGUCGAUACAGUUGAUUCAGCUGCCCAACAUCGGCCAGCAGGAUGCUGAACAAGCGGUCCAAUCGAGCCAACGUCCCAUAGCGGCCGGGGAACUUCUCGGCGAGACAAUUGAAGAGCAGCUUCCCCCUCGGCCGGAUCCCAUUCCAGUUCCGGAGACGAGCGCCAAAGCAUGGCUUUCCGUGGCCGGUGCCUUUUUCUACUUGUUCCCAACUUACGGCAAGCGAGAACAACGUGGAAGGCUCUAUGAUGUGCAAUUCGCUAAUACCACGAUUGGAUGGAUUACCGGCUUGUACACCUCGCUAGCCCUUCUCCUGGGCAUUCAGUUUGGCCCCCUGUUUGAUGCCUACGGUCCUCGCCUCCUCGGUCCCAUCGGAUGCGCAAUAUACAUUCCAGUCUUCUUUGUCCUGGCUGAAUGUACUCAGUACUGGCAUUUUAUGCUCACAAUCUCCGUCUGGGGUGGCUUCGGGGCGGCCAUUAUCUCCACCAUCGGCGUUGCGGUGAUCGGGAAGUGGUUCGUCAAGCGCCGUGGGCUCGCAAUGGGCAUUGCUCUCUGUGGAAGCUCGACUGGCGGUAUUGUCAUGCCGCUGAUGCUGCGCUCGCUGCUUCCCAGACUUGGCUGGGCCUGGACUAUCCGCAUCCUUGCGUUCAUCAACAUGGCCGUGUUGAUCGCUGGCUCGCUUUGUCUGCAGCAGCCGCUGCCACAGCAGAUUUCUGCUGCGUCGGAGCAGCGUCGCCGGAAGAGAAUAGCCUUGAAUUUCAUGGCGCUGACUUCCAACACCUUCACGUUGAUAACCCUCGGUAUUUUUGCAUUGGAGUUCGCCAUGUUCGGCGUCUUCGGCCUGUUGCCGACGUACGCAACGGCAGCCAACUUUCCUGCGAGCACAGGCUACGCCCUGGUGGCGAUCUCGAACGGGUGCUCAACAUUCGGUAGGCUUUUGCCUGGGCUGGCUGGAGAUUACUUUGGCCACUUCAACGUCUUGGUUUGCAUGAUCCUCUGCACAGCAGCUUUCACGGGCGCGAUCCUGGUCCCAUUUGGCUCUUCCUCCCUCAAGGCCCUGUACAUAUUCUCUGCUCUCUGGGGCUUUGGCUCUGGCAGCUUCAUAUCCCUUACUCCAGUUUGUAUGGGAAAGACCUGUGAGACCGAGGACUACGGGAGGUAUUAUGGGACAAUGUACUUCUUUGUCAGCUUCUCGCUAUUACUGACGGUGCCUCUCGGCGGCCAGAUGCUCUCUACCUUCGGAACCCGAGCACUGGCUGGUCUUUAUGUCGGCAUCGUACUGGCAGGAGGCGUGUGCUUCUUGAGCGCACGGCAGCUAAUCUAUGGUAAGAGAGGAUUUGGCCUGAAAGCCAAGAUCUAA
Messenger RNA from Diaporthe amygdali, 1380 nucleotides. Its product is annotated as transporter MCH4. Gene Ontology annotation, cellular component: fungal-type vacuole membrane. The coding region runs from base 1 to 1380 and encodes 459 amino acids. Gene Ontology annotation, molecular function: transmembrane transporter activity. Gene Ontology annotation, biological process: transmembrane transport. The transcript is spliced from 3 exons. The record is from RefSeq and is a predicted model, not a curated record. NCBI's taxonomy places the organism in Eukaryota, Fungi, Ascomycota, Sordariomycetes, Diaporthales, Diaporthaceae.